CAAGGGUCCAUAAGUAUUCGUCGUUUAACCGCCUCGAUCAGCCCCGGUUGGCGCGAGUCAGCGGUCGCACGUCGCCGCGGCCAGCCGAAGCACGCUCUUUCUUCGGCUUUGUCGGCGUACACACAUGGCCCAGCCCAAAGCCGUGCGCGCCGCCGCCGUGCCGGACAUCGCCGCGCAGCUCGACCUCGCCUCCGCGUGCAUCAACGGCGCCGAGUCGAUGAUGGCGGCGCCGGCUGCCGGGGGGAGGCCGCCGCUGGUGGUGGUCGGCCACCGUGGGAAGGGGAUGAACGCGCUGGCGUCCCCGGACGAGCGGCUGCGCGAGGUGAAGGAGAACUCGGUGCGGUCCUUCAACGACGCCGCGCGCGUCGCCGGCGUCGGCUACGUCGAGUUCGACGUCCAGGUGACCAAAGAUGGCUGCCCGGUCGUCUUCCACGACAAUUUUAUCUUCACCGAACAAGAUGGCAAAAUCUGCGGGAAGCGCGUCACUGAUCUUCCACUGGUCGAGUUCCUCUCCUACGGCCCUCAGAAGGACCAGGACAAGGUCGGGAGGCCAUUGCUGCGGAAGCUCAAGGACGGCAGGACACUGAGGUGGGACGUGCGUUCCGACGAACCCCUCUGCACGCUGCGGGAGGCGUUCGAGGGCGUCGACACGCGCGUCGGCUUCAAUGUCGAGCUCAAGUUUGACGAUGAUCUCGUGUACCAGGAGGAGGAGCUCGCCGGCGUCCUGCAAGCCAUCCUAAAGGUUGUUUUUGAGCAUGCCAAGGACAGGCCCGUCAUUUUCUCCAGCUUCCAGCCCGACGCCGCGCAGCUUAUGCGAAGACUGCAAGACCAGUACCCUGUUUACUUCCUGACGGUUGGAGGGACGCAGCUCCACGCCGACGCACGGCGGAACUCGCUGGAGGAGGCUGUCAGGCUGUGCCGCGCCGGCGGCCUGCAGGGCAUCGUGUCGGAGGCCAGGGCGGUGUUCCGGCACCCGUCGGCGGUAGCCAGGGUCAAGGAGUCCGACCUCUCCCUGCUCACCUACGGGCAGCUCAACAACGUGCCGGAGGCGGUGUACAUGCAGCACCUGAUGGGGGUGGACGGCGUGAUCGUCGACCUGGUGCAGGAGAUCGCCGAGGCCGUCUCGGAGUUCGCGGCCGUGGUGGCGCCGGAGCCCAGCCCCGAAGAAGGCCAGGCCGGGAGGUUGGGACCGGAUAGGGCUGCGCCGGCGAAGAAGACGCCCAACUUCUCGCAGCGGGAGAUUUCCUUCCUGCUGAGGCUCAUACCCGAGCUCGUACAGUAGCGCGUCUUCUUCUCGGAUAGUACUGUAAUAUCCACGGUGCGCCCGUGUAGGUUGACCAAUCUUUGACACCUCGGAACUGAAACCCCAAGGCCCGGAUGCGGCAUGUAAAUCAGGGCCACCACGACCCGUCCGAUUGUUUGCAUCAAGGUGAAAUCCACCAGUUUCUGUGUGCA
Messenger RNA from Triticum dicoccoides, 1455 nucleotides. Its product is annotated as glycerophosphodiester phosphodiesterase GDPD2-like. The transcript is spliced from 8 exons. The record is from RefSeq and is a predicted model, not a curated record. NCBI's taxonomy places the organism in Eukaryota, Viridiplantae, Streptophyta, Magnoliopsida, Poales, Poaceae. The coding region runs from base 125 to 1282 and encodes 385 amino acids. Gene Ontology annotation, molecular function: phosphoric diester hydrolase activity. Gene Ontology annotation, biological process: glycerophospholipid catabolic process.